Oryzias melastigma (Indian medaka) is the source of this 5765-nucleotide messenger RNA. RefSeq names its product FERM domain containing 3 (gene frmd3). The coding region runs from base 318 to 2198 and encodes 626 amino acids. The transcript has 16 exons. NCBI's taxonomy places the organism in Eukaryota, Metazoa, Chordata, Actinopteri, Beloniformes, Adrianichthyidae. The record is from RefSeq and is a predicted model, not a curated record. Gene Ontology annotation, cellular component: cytoskeleton. Gene Ontology annotation, molecular function: cytoskeletal protein binding.
UAAAGUGCUUUGAACUGACGGCGGGGUUGAGUCAGACAGAGAGAGCCCUCCUGUGCAGAUCCACCAGUGGGAAGGCAGCAGACGGAUGCAAGCCCUCCUCCUCCUCCUUUUCCUUCACUGUCGCAUCCAUCCAUUCUCUUAUCCAACUAUCCACCUAUCCAUCCACCCAUUCGCCUCCAAGGGCGUCUGAGGAGGCGUCAGAGACCCGCCGGGCACGCGCCAUGCGUGAGGACGAGUGAGUCCUUGGUGAAUUUUACGCCUGCUGCCUCUGGUCUGUUUGGAGCGGCUAUAACAGCUGAACCCGAACCGACUCAAGGAUGAAAAUGCUCCGGUUUCGCAGCCCCAGCAUCCGCUCCCUGGACCAGGAGAUCCCCUGCACGAUCAGGUUGUUGGACGACUCUGAGCUCUCCUGCAGCAUCCAGAGAGACACUAAAGGCCAGUUCCUGUUGGACCAUGUGUGCAAUCAUUACAACCUGCUGGAGAAGGACUACUUUGGGAUUCGAUAUGUAGAUCCUGAGAAGCAAAGGCACUGGCUGGAGCCCAAUAAGCCUGUUGUUAGGCAGAUGAAAUCAGCCCACCAGCCGUACAUGAUGUGCUUCCGGGUCAAGUUCUAUCCCCACGAGCCCAUGAAGAUCAAGGAGGAGCUCACCAGGUAUCUUCUGUAUCUCCAGCUGAAGAGAGACAUCUACCACGGUCGUCUGCUCUGCCCUUUUGCCGAGGCUGCAUAUCUAGGGGCCUGCAUAGUACAGGCUGAACUUGGAGAUUAUGACGCAGAAGAGCAUCCAUCAGACUACAUCAGAGACUUCAAACUGUUCCCUAAGCAAUCCCUCAAACUGGAAAGAAAGAUCAUGGAAAUACACAAGAAUGAGCUCAGGGGCCAGAGUGCUGCACUAGCUGAGCUAAACAUGCUCCAAAGGGCUCACAGUCUUGAAACGUAUGGAGUUGACCCACACCCGUGUAAGGACUUCACAGGCGCCACCGCUUUUCUCGGGUUUACAGCCACAGGGUUUGUGGUUUUCCAGGGAAACAAGAGGAUUCACCUCCUCAAAUGGAUGGAUGUUAGCAAGCUGAAGUUUGAAGGGAAAACCUUUUACGUCAUCGGGAUUCAGAAAGAGUCAUCAAUGAAGAAACUGGUGUUGACCUUCCACACCUCGACGCCUGCAGCGUGCAAACACCUAUGGAAAUGCGGUGUGGAGAACCAGGCCUUUUACAAAUGUGCAAAGUCAAGCCAGAUAAAGACCGUUUCCAGCAGCAACAUCUUCUUCAAAGGCAGCAGGUUCAGAUACAGUGGAAGGGUGGCUAAGGAGGUGAUUGAAGCCAGCUCUAAAAUUCAGAGGGAGGCUCCAGAGGUGCGCAGAGCCCAGUUUGGUCAAAGUCGAAGUUUCAACUCUUUGAGCCACAAAAAUCUCAUCAUGAACAUGGAGCCUCUGGUACCUGCACUGCCCUCCACCAAUGAGUAUGAGGAGACGGCAGCAGACAGUGGUGCCGUCGCUGUGAAGGACUCUGUCCCUCUGUCUCCUCUUGAACCUCCAGCAGAGCCAGCUGCUGUAGAGCAUCGAAGUGUCAAAGGAGAAACCUCUGCUCUGAGCAAUGACCUGCAGCCUCCCUGUGUUUCAACAGAAACCUCAAACCUCCGACCUCAAGCACUGAAAGAUGAAGACGGAUUUGAAGAGGAGGAUGACGCUGGUGGCGCACUCACCAUUUCUGAAACUGCAUACAGCCCGUGUGCCAGCAUGCUCCCCAGCCCGGUGGACGACAGUCAGGGAGGCGUUGACCUGCUCUUCUCUCCGAUCCAAAGUCCAGCCAGGCUGUUGAGGGAGCUGCACGCUGACCCUGACAUUCAGGCCCAGCUAGAAGCUGAGAGGGCGCGAGACCGCGCCUACGAACGCACCCGCCUGGCUGCAAGAAGUCCGAUGAGUGGAGUCCUGACCAACAGUCUCCGCUUGCUGUCCUCCAACGAGAGAGUCAAUGCAUGCGUGCUGAGCGUGGUCCGCUUCAUUUCUGUGGUAGUAGGCGUUCUGCUCAUCACUGUGCCCGCCCUGCUGCUGCUCCUGGAGUCGGACAUCGACUGGUCAUUCCUUCACGAGAUCCGACAGACGCCAGAGUUUGAGCAGUUCCACUACGAGUAUUACUGCCCGCUCCGGCGCUGGAUCCUCUGCAGGAUCAGCAUGGCCAUGGAGAACCUGUGGUCAGACUGAAGAACAGAAGUGGAAAGCAAGUGUCUGUCUUAAUGAUUUGAUUUACUCGAUGUGUGUUCAGUCUUAACUAUCUUACAUCAAAAGAGUUAACCUGUCAGGGGGUGAAAUGAUUCUACUUUCACUGUUUUGUCAUUACUUAGGAUGGCUGACAAACUGUAGCAUAGUGCUUGUUAUAAAAAUGUAUCCAACGAGGUAAUUCUGUGGAACUUAUAUCAAUUUCUGCAGAACACGUUCUCCCAUUUGUCAGUGUGGUUAACUGCAGAAACAUAAUAUGAUCCUUACCCCAAGAGUCAUACUGUUAAGAUGGACACUUUUAGCAAAAAUUAACUAAAAAUUUAAAAAACAAACAGAGGAGCAAAAAAAAAAAAGGAUUGUGGGAGGUAAUAGGCAAAAAAAUCACAAAUACACAUAAAAAAAUUAAACUGUUGUUUUUCAUAAAAUCCCAUUGUGGUCUGCCCACACCUGAUGAUGACUUGUGGGUACCAAUCCCCCCUGAAACAUUUCGGAUUAGUUGUCGUCCUCAGGAUGCUAAAUUGUUCUGUCAGGUGUGACGGAGUGAGGGGUCAAAAUUACUUAUUUGUAGUGUACACAACAAAAGCCACAGUCAGAGAUACGUUAUUUAUAUCCAAAUGAACAAAUAUAUUAAAAAAAAGGCUGUUAAAUAAGUUGUUUUUAAGAUUUUUUACCUUUUUAUGUGAUCUUUCAAGAGUUUUUCAGUCAGAGGAUCUACUUUGAGAUUAUUUUCAAAUUAAGAGUUUACAAAAGAUGUAUUUAAAAAAAUAAAAAUAAAAGGAGGCUCAUUUACUGCAGUUUAUCUGGGUGAUGGGUGUUGGGAAACAAAGUUUUAAGACUACCGCUGACAUUUGUUGAGGUGGUAGUACUUUCAUACCGAGGUUAGAGCACAAAACAUUGCAGAUCAGAGAUGAUUGAGAGGAUGUUGAAUACAGGAGAAGGAAAGGAGAUGCGAGUACCUGAGUAAUGUCGUGUUUGGAUUAACUUUUGAAUGUCUUUUGCACUACAUGUUAGUUUGUACGUAAAGGCUGUUAGGACAUCUUUCAGCACUGUAGUUGACAAGAAGUGUUUCCAAUAUGAAUGCAAGGGGAGAAGAAAAAAAUUCAAAAUAAGGUCACAAGGUUUAAAUUAAUGAGGGCUUCUGCUGAACAAAAUCAAUGUUUUACUUAUUGGCAUUCAUAAAAAUACCCAUAUUAAUUUUCCUGGUACAUAAAUAAAGGCUUAAUCAAAUAAAAAAGGAGCAAGAAUAAACACUAAAACCAAUGUAUGGCGUGGAGUUGAUUUCUGUAAUCGUUCAUGCAAAUUAAUACUAAAAAAUAUACUUAUUUGUGCUUUUUUUUGGAACAUAAAGCCAUCAAAACCUUGUCAGUUUGUCCUACAGAGAGGGCUUCUUCAGUGUAGUGUUGUGGUUUUGAAUGACAGAAGUUAAAACAUGCAAACAAUGAGAAAAAAAAACAAAGUUUCAUUCAAAAUGUUGCUCAGUUUGGAUGAACACCUCAGGAAAGGGCAUUAGCAAUUUCUGUCAAAAUCAAAGUAUGUCUAACAACCCGCAUGUACAUCUUAAUAUAUUUAAAUCAUGUAUUUUAUCAUGCUUUCAUCAAUAUCCAUGCAUUAUAUGUGUAUGCAGUAAAUUGCUUUAAUUUUAUCAAGUACAUGAGUUCUGAUCGUUUCCCACAUCAGUAUAUGUUCAAAUUACAGCUUUCUCUUCAUGUUUCCAAGCAUAAGUGCUGGAUUUGAAAAAAUAAAGAUUUGUACAGCAUCGUAGUUGUGUACGUGUAGACUGAGCUUUAGUCAAAGUAUGCAGUACCAUUCCAAGUAUUUUAUUAAUACAAUAUCUGCCCUGAGUUUCAGUUCCAAAAGGGAUAAAAAGGCUGCAGUCGCAUGUCAUGUUUCAUUGCAAAACUGAGAUAAGAUUAACUUUACUGCAGCAAAUGAAAUGAAUGUGUAGUCUGCCAUCCCAUAACAGAGGUGGUCAUGUCACUCAAUCUUCAUUUGGAGAUAUUAAUACUCCUUGAUGCAAAGCCACAAUAAACCAGCAGAGUUCACAUUGCUUCAUUGCUAGUUAUUGUCCUCCUUUGCUGUGCUUCAUGUUUCCAGAGAAUAAAUGUCUGCUCCUUUUCCUCAUCUGUCAGUGCAAAUAGCAUGCCCUCAUUUGUAAAUAUUGUGUUUAUACCUGUGGCAAAAAAAAAAAAAAAUAGAAAAAGAAGAAGCUGUCCUUUCUUUCUUCCCUCUCUUUGUCUUCUCAAUGUUAGGUAAUGUAGAUACAGGCUUGGCUGUCUCAACCAUCUUACAGUUCUGCAUGUUUAUUGUGUUUUUGAACCAGAUGAACAGAUUUUUAGAGAAGCCUUACCCAGGAAGACACGUUUUUAAGGGGAUUUACAGUUAUAUUGUUGAAUCGGAAAUACUGGCAAAUGUAUUUUGUUUUUGAGCUAGUUAACAAAAAAUAAAGGCUUUGGAAAAUGUAACUAUACCACCACAUAAACAGCAUUUCAGAUUAGAAACAUUAUGCUAUCACUGUGUGUCUGUAAAAUGUUAACAGUAACUUCUUGCUUCAUUAAUAGCAGAGAAACAUGUCAGCUAACUGAAACAUUGAUGGAAAUUAGUCUUUAUUUUAAAAAAAAAUUAAACACUGAACCAAAUAUCCGUCGUCACACUGACUGAAUGCUAAAAGUUUGUGCGUUUAGUUUGUGAUAAAUGUAAAACCCUUUUGAUAUAUUACAUUUUUUUGAGAAAAAUAAAAGGUUUAAAAGUUUCUGAGAACACCUUCUGUGUAACAAAGACCAUUGCCACAUGUGUCACUGUAGCAUUACAUGACAUUGUAGCUCAGUUAUGAUGUCUUCAGUAGCUGCUUUAAACUAACUUGUUUUUAUAUUACUAAAAACGUUUGAUUUAAAAGAGACAAGUGGAAGACCUGAAAGUAUUGUUGCCUCUUUUUAAACUGUGAUUACCUAAUUGAUGUCACAUGAUUUCAAUGCAAAUUUACAAGUUCCUGACAUGAGUCAAGUAUUUAUAAACCUUAAAUUUAAUUAUUGCUCUGUGGAGACAAGCUAACUAAUGUAACCAUUUAAAAGUAAUAAGUGCUUUGAACUAAUUUAUUUAAGAUUUUAAAUAUUUGAACUCAGGUCUACUUUAUGCAAAACUGAAAAAUACAUGUUAAAAGACGAAAUGUAUAUUCUUUCAGUGUUAUAUGGGCAUGCACAGUGGCGAAUCCUAUUGCACGGUUUCGGUUGUUUUCAGCUGUCAAUCAAACCUCUCGUUCAGUGGUGUUUUCUAUUGUUUUAUUUUACUUUCCUUGUUCAUUUGUUUCUGCUAAUUUAUUUAUUUAUUUAUUUGUUUUUUGGUUUUUUUUAAGAACACUAUUGGAGAUUUUACUGAAGUGAAAUCUUUAAAAAGAAAAAAAAAAAACUCUAGUACUGACCCUCCUCUUCUGGGACAACCAAGCCUUAUAAACUUUGUGAAGUGAAAAUUUUGAAUGUUUCUAUGUUCUAAAAGCAAAACAAAUGGGUUGUUUUAUAUGUUAAUACUGCCACAAUAAAGCUCACUGAAUAUAUAUUA